This is a messenger RNA of Bipolaris sorokiniana ND90Pr, 1381 nucleotides long. RefSeq lists its product as uncharacterized. NCBI's taxonomy places the organism in Eukaryota, Fungi, Ascomycota, Dothideomycetes, Pleosporales, Pleosporaceae. The transcript is spliced from 4 exons. The record is from RefSeq and is a predicted model, not a curated record. Gene Ontology annotation, biological process: carbohydrate metabolic process. The coding region runs from base 184 to 1110 and encodes 308 amino acids. Gene Ontology annotation, molecular function: hydrolase activity, acting on carbon-nitrogen (but not peptide) bonds.
AUCUGCUCGUUACCCCGCGAUAGUUCUCAGGGCUCAGUAUCAAGGUAAUAAGCAGAUCAACUUCCGGCCCAGCCGGUCAACCUGUUAAUUCGCAUUGAACCUCAGUUGAUAACACUUCCUGCGGAACCGAUCAGAGCUACCUUACUCAAGAGAUACCCCCACCUUCCACGUCAUCCAGGAACAAUGGGCAAGAAGCGUGUCCUCAUCUCGUAUGGGAUAGAUGUCGAUGCUGUCUGUGGUUGGCUGGGGUCCUAUGGCGGACAGGACAGCACCAGCGACAUCAGUCGUGGGCUCUUUGCGGGAACCGUUGGCACCCAGCGUCUACUGAAGUUGUUCAAGAAGUACGACAUCAAGACUACAUGGUUCAUUCCGGGGCACAGUUUAGAGACGUUCCCUGAGGAUAUGGCGGCUGUGCGCGAUGCUGGCCACGAAAUUGGCCUUCAUGGAUACAGCCAUGAGAACCCUGUUGACAUGAGCCUUGAGCAGCAAAGGGACGUUCUUGACAAGACAUAUCGCAUGCUGACCGAGUUUGCUGGAAAGCCUCCUCGAGGCAGCGUAGCCCCAUGGUGGGAGACAAGCCGUGAAGGUGCCGAGCUGCUGCUCUCAUAUGGCAUUGAGUAUGACCAUAGCAUGAGCCACCAUGAUUGCCAACCCUACUAUCUAAGAACUGGCGACUCAUGGACCAAGAUUGACUACAAGAAGAAAGCCCAGGAUUGGAUGAAGCCAUUAGUUGCAGGCCAAGACACUGGCCUCGUAGAAAUUCCUGCCAAUUGGUACCUUGAUGACUUGCCACCGCACAUGUUCAUCAAGGGCUCUCCAAACAGCCACGGUUUUGUCAAUGCACGUGACACUGAAGAUCUCUGGAGGGACCACUUUGACUACUUCUAUCGAGAGUAUGAUGAGUUCAUCUUUCCUUUGACAAUUCAUCCUGAUGUAUCUGGGCGACCACACCUACUUCUCAUGCACGAAAGAUUGAUUGAACACUUCAAGAAGCAUGAAGGCGUCGAGUUUGUAACUAUGGAGCAGAUGGCCGACGAGUUCAAGAAGAAGAACGCGCCAGCUGAAGGUGCCCUACUUCCAGCUCCCGUAGGAGCUAAACUGAAGGAAUAGGCAAAGGACACGGCCGAGUUGAGAGCCGUCUUGUUAUCAUAUUGGAUUGUAUCGCGUCGUUAGUCUGGUUUAAUCAUCAUGGUUCGAUGCAGAAUAAUCAUUCAGAUAUCUUGACUCAAUGCCCCUACAUCGUUGUUCGCUUGUUACAUAAUACGCCGUUCGUAAUAGCGAGUCACCAACCAUGUUCAAUAGAGCCAUUUCCAUAGGCGGUAGUCACCCUCCGGGCGCGCAACAACAACCCACGACAACAAAACUUAGCAUCAAUUUAGCA